CAUCAUCUCCAUGCUUUUACAUCAGCUUACGCACACAGAUACAUGAAUAUAUAGAGAAAGCGAGAAACAGAGAGACGGGGAGAAGGUGCUUACGUUACGUAUGUCAGUGUUGGAAUUGAUUUCUCUUUAAACAGAAGAGAAAAAGAGUUGAAGUAAAGGAUAUUCAAUGGUAAGGGUUUUUCUCUAAUCAAGAGUAAGAUCAAUUUUGGGUGUUCUUUUUAUAUAUCUUGCUGAAAUUUUCCCUUUUUUUAAGGUUGGGUGCUGUUUUCUUUUUUUCGUACAUGGAUUGAGAAUUGAUGGGUUAUAAUGUUGAGUGAUAUUUUUUCCUGGUGAAUACUGAAAGAGGAUAGAAUUGGUAGAAAGGGCUUCAAUUUGGUGGAAUUAUGAGUUAAAGAUUCAAUCUUUUUGAGGUUUAGUUCUGUGUGGAAAGAGUGAGACAAUUUUCUGGGGAAAAAAUAUUUGUGGGUUUUUCUCUUGGGAGUUAAAUUAAAGUAGUAAGAGUUUUGUAGAUUGAAUUUUGUUUAAAUUGUGUUGGAUUUAAGAAUUUUUGGGAAGAAUAAGGAAGUAUUUUUUGGAGGGUUUCAGAAGUUCAUUUGGGGAAAGUUACUUGAGAUGGGUAAGAAAUUGAAUUUGUUGAGCUAAACUUUAUUUAUUUUGUCUUAAUUCUGCAUCAUAUAUAUUUUAUAGCUUGAUAGAUUUUUUUAUGAACUGAUUUAAUUGAGAGAAAUAGAUUUGAUGAGAGUUUUUAUGGAAGAUAAAGAAAAAACGAAGGAAACUGAGAGAGGUUUGGAUUCUCAAUUAUGGCAUGCCUGUGCCGGUAGUAUGGUGCAAAUGCCACCAGUGAACACGAAGGUAUUAUACUUUCCUCAAGGCCAUGCAGAACACGCCUGUGGGAAUGUAGAUUUUAGGAGUUGUCCGAGGAUUCCGGCUUAUGUGCCUUGUAGAGUUUCUGCAAUUAAAUUCAUGGCAGACCCCGAGAACGAUGAGGUUUUUGCGAAAAUUCAAUUGGUUCCUGUUAGUGGGAAUGAUGUUGAUUUUGACGAUGAAGAUGUUGAUGGAAAUUCUGGAUCAGAGAACACAGACAAACCUGCGUCUUUUGCGAAGACGUUAACACAAUCAGAUGCAAACAAUGGUGGGGGGUUUUCGGUACCUAGAUAUUGUGCGGAGACACUUUUUCCUCCUUUGGACUAUACUGCAGAUCCUCCUGUUCAGACCAUUCUUGCAAAGGAUGUUCAUGGGGGUACCUGGAAAUUCAGACAUAUAUACAGAGGGACACCAAGGCGUCAUCUCUUGACGACAGGAUGGAGUGCAUUCGUGAACCAUAAGAAGCUCGUGGCAGGCGACUCAAUUGUGUUUCUGAGGGCAGAAAAUGGGGAUCUUUGUGUUGGAAUCAGGCGAGCGAAAAGAGAAAUUGGUGCUGGACAUGAAACCUCGGCGGGGUGGAAUCCAGCAUGUGGGAAUAGUUUUAUGCCGUAUGGAGGGUUUUCAUCAUUUCUGAUGGAAAGCGAGAACAAGUUGGUGAGAAAAGGUAACCAAAAUUCGAGUGGGAAUUCGACUGGCCGGCAAAGAGUGAAGGCAGAAUCAGUUAUUGAAGCUGCAACUCUUGCCGCUACUGGACAGCCAUUUGAGGUAGUUUAUUAUCCUCGAGCUAGCACUCCGGAGUUCUGUGUGAAGGCUUCUCUGGUAAAAAUGGCACUACAGAUGCAAUGGUAUUCCGGAAUGCGGUUCAAAAUGGCCUUUGAAACAGAUGAUUCUUCACGUGUUAGUUGGUUCAUGGGAACAAUUUCCACGGCUCAGGUUGUUGAUCCUGUUCACUGGCCUGAUUCACCUUGGCGGCUACUCCAGGUAACAUGGGAUGAACCUGAAUUGCUUCAAAACGUGAGAAGAAUCAAUCCUUGGUUGGUCGAAUUAGUUUCAAACAUGUCCACCAUCCAUCUCUCUCCAUUCUCACCCCCGCAAAAGAAAUUGAGAUUACCACAACAUCCGGAGUUCUCUCUAAAUGGUCAAUAUCCUUUGCCAGCUUUUUUGGGUGGGCAAUUACUCGGGUCUGGCAACCUCUUUGGUUAUCUUCGUGACAACACUCCUGCUGGCAUGCAGGGAGCCAGGCAAGCUCAAUAUGGUUUAUCGUUAUCAGAUUUUUACCUAAGUAAACUACAGUCCAAUUUUUUUCAAACUGCUAUAUCCAAGGGAGCCUUCAAUCCAAACACAAUAAAUCCUGGCAAUAACAAGAAUGUUUCUUGUCUGCAAACUAUUGGAAAUUCAGUCCCAACUUCAAAGAAUUCUGAUAAUGGGAAGAAGACCUCAUUUGUGCUUUUUGGUCAACCAAUACUUACUGAACAGCAAAUUUCUCAGAGCAAAAGUUCUUCGGAAGGCAAUUCAAACAAGAUGGAAAAUACUUCCAACGGAUAUGGUCAUACUUUACAUCAACAUGGUACAUCUGAGCGAUUAUCACGUGGAGGCUUUCAUCCCGAGCUCGACUUGGAGGCUAGUCAUUGUAAGGUUUUCAUGGAAUAUGAGGAUGUGGGUCGCACUGUCAACCUUUCUUUGUUUGGUUCUUAUGAAGAACUGUGCAAAAAGUUGAAAAGCAUGUUUGACAUUGAUAGUUCUGGGAUCCUGAACCAUGUUUUUUAUCAGGACGUGACAGGUGCAGUUCGGCAACUUGGCGAUGAACCCUUUAGUGACUUCACGAAAUCAACUCGAAGGUUGAGGAUUCUAAUGGAUACAAACAAUGAAAAUGUAGGAAUGUAAAGGUUUAGACCAAAUAAAUGGAACUUCCAUUUUCAAUUUGUACAGCAGAAACAUGAAGGUUUUGUUCCUAAUUUCUUCUUUCUUGUGGACAUUUCCGGCAAUAUUGAACUAAAAUCUCAAGAAAAUGUCUAGUGUUUUCAUUCAAGAUUUAGGGAUGAUAUGUUGAGCUGAUUUCUUUUAGUGAUUUCGAGUUUUGCCAAGAUAUUAUCUACAAUGAACUAGUGUAAACUUGCCUUUUGUAUUCAUUUGUCUCUUAAAUUUAAGACUUCUAAUUGAAGUCUUCUAAGAAAGAAGGCAAUCUAGGAUACCAUU
This is a messenger RNA of Olea europaea var. sylvestris, 3060 nucleotides long. Its product is annotated as auxin response factor 18-like. The coding region runs from base 736 to 2748 and encodes 670 amino acids. Gene Ontology annotation, cellular component: nucleus. Gene Ontology annotation, molecular function: protein binding; DNA binding. The record is from RefSeq and is a predicted model, not a curated record. Gene Ontology annotation, biological process: regulation of DNA-templated transcription; response to hormone. NCBI's taxonomy places the organism in Eukaryota, Viridiplantae, Streptophyta, Magnoliopsida, Lamiales, Oleaceae. The transcript is spliced from 3 exons.